CGUCAAGGGAAAGGAGAACACUCGGGUGUUUCCACCAUCCCCUUCUGGGGCUGCUAGCGCGGGAAGUGCUCUUCUGCCUCAGCCCUGCUGUGGUCCCUGUGCCCCAGACCUGACACCGCCUCCCCCGACUGUCGGCUCUGUCUCGGUCGCCAGUGCUUGUGGAAGCAGAACCGUGGGGUAGGGGCAGCCUCCGACUGUCCGCGGCUGGCCUCGGCGUGACAAGACGCCCGUGCGCUUCCCCCCUACGGCGCUGGCGGGGCUGGGCCGGGGGCGGCGGAGCACGGAGCGCGCACCGGCGGCCCCGCGCGGCGGGUGGAUCCCGCCGCACCCUCAGAACAGGCGCUGCCGGUCCCCGCCGCUUCCGAGAGGCGGAGAGGAGCGAGGGGGCUCUGAGCCUGCCCUCCCGGGCAACUGCUGCAGCGGGGCUGGAAUUACCCUCUAACAGGCAAAAAAAGGGGGGAGGAAAAAACAUCAAACGAUGAAGACGCUGCAGUGCCUACUGCCAAAAGUAAUGAGCGAAUCCCAGUUCUAAUGGCUCUGCUAAAACUUGAUGAUGCGGGUUUCCAAGCGGUAAAGACCUGCCGGGCUUCUGUUUACUGCGGUGGGAACAAGUUACAGAAUGAAAUCCCGGCGUUAAGGCAUCUAUUUCCCACUUCGUUGUUGGCAAAGGAAUCUACUGAAAUGACUUUGAGGAUCUUUAAACUGGAACUAUGUGGAGGGAGACUGCACCCCCUUUUGCCUGUCUCCCUCUCCUAGCUGCCCUCCCGGGAUGCGAUGUCGCUCGCAGGCUGCGGCGGGGAUCACGCGUGCGGCCAGCGUCGCGGAGGCCGCCCCUGAGCCCGGGAACCGAGGGGCACGACAUGCCCGCGGCCGCGGCAUGCCCUGCACCAGCAACGGCACCACCGGCACCCGCCGCACCGGCAUCCGUCGCCGCUCCGUCUCCUGAGGCUUUGGGGGAUAAAGCUGGCAAAGAUGAAGAAAAUUGGCUGUGCUCUCCUAGUACUCCAAGCUCUUCUGGCACCUUUGGAUCUUGUUUGUGGAGCAGAGAGAAGUUACCCCAUUCUAAACAUUGCAGUGAUUCUGGGAAGGACCAAGUAUAUCACCGAGAGAGAUAUCAGAGCUCUCUGGACCAGGGAAAUGUCAGCAGAUCUGACUGUUGAUGUCAAUGUAGUGACCCUUCUGGUGAACCAGACUGACCCUAAAAGCAUCAUAACACAUGUUUGUGACUUGAUGUCAGGCACCAAGAUCCAUGGAGUGGUUUUUGGAGAUGAUACUGAUCAGGAAGCUGUAGCUCAGAUUUUGGAUUUUAUUUCAUCUCAGACUUCUAUUCCAAUUCUUGGAAUUCAUGGCGGGGCCUCCAUGAUAAUGGCAGAUAAGGAUGUGAUGUCCACAUUCUUCCAGUUUGGGGCUUCCAUCCAACAAGAAGCCAUCAUUAUGCUGAAGAUCAUGCAAGAUUAUGACUGGCAUGUGUUCUCUCUGGUGACCACCACCUUCCCUGGAUAUCGAGACUUCAUCAAUGUCAUUAAGACCACAGUGGAAAAUAGUUUUGUGGGCUGGGACAUGCAGAAUGUCAUCAUACUUGAUACCGCUUUUGGAGAUGCUAAGACCCAAAUUCAGCUGAAGAAAAUUCAUUCAUCUGUCAUCCUACUCUACUGUUCCAAGGAUGAAGCUGUCUACAUACUAGAUGAGGCUCGUUCCUUGGGCCUUACUGGCUAUGAUUUCUUUUGGAUAGUUCCCAGCCUGGUUAGUGGUAACACAGAAAUCACUCCCAAGGAGUUUCCUUCAGGACUCAUUUCAGCAUCUUAUGAUGAAUGGGACUACAGUUUAGAAGCUCGGGUACGAGAUGGCCUUGGAAUUAUUGCCACUGCUGCAUCAGCCAUGCUGGAAAAAUACUCCUUCAUUCCUGAAGCAAAAACUAGCUGUUAUGGACAACUGGAGAAAAAUGACCGGCCAACUCACACCUUGCACAAGUUUAUGAUGAAUGUGACUUGGGAAGGUAAAGAUUUGUCCUUCACAGCAGAUGGUUAUCAAGCACACCCCAGGCUGGUCGUGAUAGUACUGAACAAUGAGCGCGAGUGGGAAAAGGUGGGGAAAUGGGAGAAUAACUCCCUGAGCCUGAAGUACUCUGUCUGGCCAAGGUACAGCUCUUUUGCAGACAGCGACCCGGAUGAUAACCAUUUGAGUAUUGUCACCCUGGAGGAAGCUCCCUUUGUCAUUGUUGAGGACGUGGAUCCUUUGAUGGAAAGUUGCCAAAAAAACACUGUGCCAUGUCGUAAAUUUGUCAAAAUUAACAACUCAACUAACGAGGGAAUAAAUGUAAAGAAGUGCUGCAAAGGAUUCUGCAUCGAUAUCUUGAAGAAGUUGUCUAAAACAGUCAAGUUCACAUAUGACCUGUAUUUGGUGACUAAUGGGAAACAUGGCAAAAAAGUCAAUAAUGUGUGGAAUGGAAUGAUUGGUGAAGUGGUGUAUCAUCGUGCAGUUAUGGCUGUGGGAUCCCUCACUAUUAAUGAAGAGCGCUCGGAAGUGGUUGACUUUUCAGUGCCAUUUGUGGAAACUGGCAUUAGUGUCAUGGUGUCACGGAGCAAUGGCACAGUUUCACCAUCUGCUUUUCUAGAACCUUUUAGUGCUUCUGUCUGGGUGAUGAUGUUUGUGAUGCUUCUCAUUGUGUCGGCCAUGGCUGUCUUUAUAUUCGAGUACUUUAGUCCUGUAGGAUACAACAGGAACUUAGCCCAAGGGAGAGAUCCCCAUGGACCAUCAUUUACCAUUGGAAAGGCAGUGUGGUUACUCUGGGGCUUGGUAUUCAACAACUCUGUGCCUGUGCAAAACCCUAAAGGGACAACAAGUAAAAUCAUGGUGUCAGUUUGGGCUUUCUUUGCUGUCAUUUUCCUGGCUAGUUAUACUGCCAACUUAGCUGCAUUUAUGAUUCAAGAGGAAUUUGUUGACCAAGUGACUGGACUGAGUGAUAAAAAGUUUCAAAGGCCAUAUGAUUAUUCACCUCCUUUUCGAUUUGGAACGGUCCCAAAUGGGAGCACAGAGAGGAAUAUCAGAAACAACUACCCAGAUAUGCACCUUUACAUGACAAAGUACAAUCAGAAAGGAGUUGAAGAUGCCUUGGUCAGCUUGAAAACUGGGAAGCUGGAUGCUUUCAUCUACGAUGCAGCAGUGCUCAAUUACAAGGCUGGAAGAGAUGAAGGCUGCAAACUUGUCACAAUAGGGAGUGGAUACAUCUUUGCCACUACGGGAUAUGGAAUAGCACUUCAGAAAGGAUCACCUUGGAAGAGACAAAUUGAUCUAGCCCUUCUUCAGUUUGUUGGAGAUGGGGAAAUGGAAGAGUUAGAAACCCUGUGGCUGACUGGUAUUUGCCACAGUGAGAAGAAUGAAGUCAUGAGCAGCCAGCUGGACAUCGACAACAUGGCAGGAGUGUUUUACAUGCUUGCAGCAGCCAUGGCACUCAGUUUAAUAACCUUUGUCUGGGAACACUUAUUUUACUGGAAACUUAGAUUCUGCUUCACUGGAGUCUGCUCCGAUAGGCCAGGACUGUUGUUCUCCAUCAGCAGGGGUAUUUACAGCUGCAUUCAUGGCGUACACAUUGAAGAGAAAAAGAAGUCUCCUGACUUCAGUCUGACUAAUUCUCAAACCAACAUGUUAAAACUACUGCGAACAGCAAAAAAUAUGACCAAUAUCAAUCCUGCAAGAAUUAAUUCCCCCAAAAGAACAGCUGAUUUUAUUCAGAGAGGUUCCUUAAUUAUGGACAUGGUCAUGGAUAAGGGAAACUUGAUCUUUUCUGAUAACAGAUCCUUUCAGACAAAGGACAGCUUUUUUGGUGACAGUGUGAGUGAAGUGCAGACACUUCCUAGCAACCGACACAAGGACAAUCUUAACAACUACGUUUUCCAGGGUCAGCAUCCUCUCACACUGAAUGAGUCCAAUCCAAAUACAGUAGAGGUUGCAGUGACAGCAGAAGCAAAAGCGAACUCCAGGCCUAGGCAGCUUUGGAGGAAAUCUGUUGAAUCUAUACGUCAGGAUUCUGUACGUCAAGAUUCUGUACGUCAGGGCCAAGGUUCCCAGAGGGAAAAUGGGCCAGAUGAAAACAGGCAGCUUUCACUGAAAAGCCAAAGAUACCUUCCCGAAGAGAUUGUCCAUUCAGAUGUAUCGGAGACAUCAAGCCGAGCUACUUGCCAUAUGGAACCUGAAAACAACAACAAGCACCACAAAACCAAGGACAAUUUCAAAAAAAGAACAGUAGCAUCAAAGCACCCAAAAGACUGUAGUGAAGUGGAACUGACAUAUCUGAAAACCAAACAGAGCUCUCCACGGGAUAAAAUCUACACAAUUGAUGCUGACAAGGAGCCAGGAUUCCGCUUGGACACACCUCAGUACAUCGAAAACAUUGUCCUUCCAGAAACGGUCGAGUUUCCUGACGCUUAUCAAGAUCACAAUGACAACUACAGGAAAGCAGAACAUGCUAACAGGACUCCCUUGCAUAAUGAAGACAGUCUUCCAAAUAAUGACCAGUAUAAACUUUAUGCAAAGCACUAUACUUUAAAAGAUAAAAACACUUCCCUAGUUGACAUGAAUGAUAGAUACAGACAGAAUUCCACCCACUGCAGGAGCUGUCUUUCCAAUUUGCCCACUUAUGCGGGACAUUAUUCAAGCAGAUCUCCCUAUAAAUGUGAUGCGUGCUUGCGGACGGGGAACCUCUAUGAUAUUGAAGAAGAUCAGAUGCUGCAGGAUACAACGAACUUAUCGCUUCCUGAAGAAAUAUAUGAGCACACCUGGUCACAAAAUAAUGCUUUGCAUAAAAAAAAUAAGUUGAGGAUUAGCAGGCAACAUUCUUUUGAUAAUAUUGCUGACAAGUCCAGGGAAAUUGAUAUUGGAAGACCUUCUCGUAGUAUAAGCUUGAAAGAAAGAGAGAAAUUUCUACAAAGUAGUCCAUAUGCAAGCAUGUUUAGUGUUCCCUCAAGCAAACUGUUGAGCAACAAGCCCUCACUUUUAACUCAUUCUCUAGAGGACAGUAAGCGGAGCAAGUCCCUGUAUCCUGUUCACUCAGAUGAUAAUCCCUUCCUGCACUCGUAUCGUGAUGACCAGCACUUAUCUCUUAGGCGAAGCCCGGCUGACCUUUAUAAACAUUCAUUACCAACAAGAGGAAGACAUGAUAAUUAUUUAAGGUCAUCCAUAAAGUCUCCAGCAUCAUACUGUUCCAGGGAUGGUCGGAUCCAUAAUGACAUGUACAUUUCAGAGCAUGUUUUGCCUUACGUUGCGAAUAGGAAUAGCUUGUACUCCACUCCAAGGGUUCUAAAUUCCUGUAGCAAUAGACGUGUGUACAAGAAAAUGCCUAGCAUUGAAUCAGAUGUUUAAAUUUUCCAUGAACACUUUAUCUAUAGGGAACAAAAUAGUUGCCACCAUCUUAGAGGGAGAACUUAUCCCUUAACAGUAUCCUGCUAUGGUAAAUGAUACGUAAACCUCUCCCUUUCCCAAUGUACUUUUGUACAUGAAUAGGUAAACUAGUAUGCUCUUAACUAUCCUUUAAAAAUAUGUCUUGUUGAAAAGGAUAAAAAAACAAGCCAUUUAUGUAUGCUUUCUAUAUAAAUGGCAAGCUGUACUGAAAUAGCCCCAAUAUAUGUUGGCAACUAUGCUGUUUUGUAUCUGAUUAUUUUACUAUUUUGGUUAUCCUACUUUCUGUUGCUAAGUAUCAUUCAAUGUACUUUUGUCCUUAGAAAUGUUUAAUGAUUUUUCUAGUACUGGAUAAGCAAUAUGGUAUGCAUGUAGUAUGACACAGACAAAAAGAAUUAGGAAUGCAUUUGCACAGAUUCAAAAGUAAGACUCUAAAUGAGAAAAGAAAGCUAGACUUUCAAAAAUAUGUUUUAGCAUCAUAAUCAUUUUCAGAGCCAAAUACUAAUUAAAAAAAACCCAACCAAAACAAACAACCCCAAACCCUAGGACCUUAAUAUAUAAAAGACAGUGCUUUAGCACAAAAUGAGUAUGUUCAUUCUAGACUGACAGAAAAUGAAUGGGAAGGCUGCAGGCCCAAACAUGUGAACUGCUGUGUACCAAAAGGAAGCCCCCUGGAUACUGGUUAAUGUACAAAUGCUUUUCUUAUAUUUCACAUGCACUUAUCGUUAUAAACUAAGUUCAGUAAAAAGUCUGCAGUCAUCUUACCAGAGAUUUCACAGCUGCCUACUCCAGAGAAUAUAUUUUUAGAUAUCACUAUAUGGCACUUACAUGAAGCUGUGGACUUUAUUAGUACCCUUGAGGCCUAAUGUGUACCUAAGUUUGCAUUUGCCCCUUACUGGUGAUUACUCAGGGCUGUAUAGUAUUUCUUUUAUUCCUUCACAUCCCAAACCAAAUCCUAACCCACUGCAGUUCUUUGUUCAUAGUGUAUUAAUGACGUCUAAUUAGCUGUACGUUGUUAGUCUUGGAGCUGUUAAUGCAGGACCAAACACCGACAGCCAUAGGUUCAGUGUGAGUGUGACCCAUGAGGAGUGCAGCACAUUUAUCUGCAUACACAGCAAGGGAUUAACACCUUCUGAGGGACUUCUUCCUUCCAGAACAUUGUGCAGAUUUGUUGAACAUCAACUUUUCUGGGUUUUUUUUAAUCCCUGCUAUCAAGUCUGUUAUGUGAAAUGAGUAUAUGCACACAUAACUAGCAAACAGUAUCUUUAUUAUCACUUACUGCCAUAAAAGAUAUUCACCUAUCAGGGAUCUCUAGUUAUAUGACUUUUACUUCUAGUAGAGAUCAGAUUAUUUCACAAAUGAAAUAUCUGCUACACACCCCUCCUCACCCCCACUGGAUAAAAACAAACCAAAACACAUUAGAUUUCAAGCAUGAGGGAGUGUGGAAGGGAAGAGGGGAAGCCUUUCAUGAAUAGAGUGUACAGCUGUAAAUUUAAUUUCAACUCAAGAUGGAAAUACAAUUCUUAAUACAUUUAAAUACUGAAAGCAUUCAACAGAUGGUGCUCGCCUGUUCUCCUGCUACUCUGAGACCUUCCUGAGGUGUUUUUUUUUUUGUGUGGAGGAAGUUUAUUCAAGUGUUAUUCCCUACUCUUCACUGAAGAACAAUGAGCAAGAAAAUGACUACCAGUGUGAACUGGACAAUGUAGAUAUGACCCAAACUUCUCUAAGCUGAAACUUUUUCUAUGGAAUCAUGUCUGCCAACUGUAAUUGUAGUGUCUGCACGCAGAGCUACAUUAUGCAGGUUAUUUAAAGUGGGAUAGCAUACUGCAGAGCAGAGUUGCAAAUGGAAGAAAAUCAAAUGAUAGAUAAAAUAUAGCUUCUUGAAUUUUCUUUACAAUUAUUUGGGUUUUUUUGACCAGAUUUAAGCUGACUUUAAACAGCAAACGGACCAGAAUGAGUUCUUGGUAAUUACAAAUGUAUUUAUAUGUUCACCAUGAUGGUGAAAGAUGAUGUUGUUGAAGGAAUGGGCUUCUGAAUGCCUUUCCAGCUUCCAAAAAUCUCAAUAUACUUUGUAAUAAGUACAUUCAGAAAGCAUAUCUAUGGGUAUCUGUACACUGUCCAGAGGAAAUAUGCUUUGAGCAUUCUUUAGUUGACAUUUGGUUGCAGUUACUGGCCGUGAUUCACCUGGUAUGCCUUCUGAUUGCUCACUGCAUCUAGUUUUUACAAACAUUAGAUCCUGCCUGCAAUUAGAGAGAUUCACAUUUCUUAGGAACACUUGUAUGAGCAGAACAAGGCCAGGGUGUCUAGGGGAUGAACACAACUCUCUAUGAACCUCAACCUUUUCCCACAGACAUAGGUGUACUGCUUGUAUUAGGCCUACAGGAAGAUGAAUGCACUAAAACUAUAUAUAUUGUUGCAAUGAGUUUAGUGAAAGUAUUUCAGGCAAGUUUUGAUUUCCAAGCCAAAGCAUAGCACAUUAAAAUCUCAAGUAAUUUGAUCUCCCUGAUGUGUUUCAGCAGAUAUGGUAUUGUUUGAUACCACACUAAAACCUGCCAUGCAAGUCACUGAGAAUUUUACCAAGGGAAUCAAAAGAGCCAAUGCUAGCUCUUGUCUUUCACAUCAUCUUACGGCCCUCAAAGUGUUUGUUGAUCACUCCAAGUCCUUUGUAUCAUCAUCUCUAUCUCACUAGACACGCAUAAUUCAAUAUCUUGACAAGUACUAUAUGUGAAAUUGUGGGAAAGAAACAAAAAUCCCAUUUACAGUAUUUUCUAAGCAUUGAGAACCAAAUGUAAACAUCCUAAGCCCAGGUGGAUUUAUCCUUCUGUGAAAUGUACAAGCAAAUUAGCUAGGAAGAAAUAUGUUUCAGUGUUUGCUUUUUCUGAUUUGAGCAGAUUUCUGGUGUCUGUAGAGAUUUAUUACUGCUAGUUGCAAAUAAGCAAUACAACCACCUCCCCUAAACCAAAACAAAUUAAAGAGGCAGAGGGAAGACUUGAUAAUGUUGCACAGCAGUUGUUCACAUGGAAAUAAAAGAUGCUGCCUUAAAGGAGAAAAUAAACCCCACCAUACUGAAAGCAGAGGGAAUCAAAGUCUGCAUGCGUUGGAUGUUUUGAUCUUGGCAUUUAAUAUCAGUGAAUCAAGGGGGAAGAGAAGGAUGAAGUGUAGGGCUGUAGGCGAGUGUGCUUGCAGCUGUAUAUGUAUAGAGAAGCAGCUGAGAAGUUGAAGAAAAAAUCUUCAACAGUAGAGCCACAAGCCUCAGCUUGUGAGGCUCAGCUGUAGAGCACGUGGAAUUCUGAAUAUUGCCUGAGCUUUGUUGAUAUAUUUGCACUGACUUUCAAUUACACUGAGAUCAAGACUUUCUGUAUUUCCCUCUCUCUCACUCUAGCUGCUGCUAUUCUUGAAGAGGAGAAAAGAAUCUUCCUGCAUAAGUGGCCAUCCUUUCUGUACCUUUCUGGAUGGUGCUGGUGACUUGUUACAUUUUCCUGAUUACAGCUCUAGCAGUUUGUUGGUCAUUCCUAUCACCAAGAUUUCCUGUGACUCCAGCUGGAACUGAAUCAGGCUGUAAAUGAUAUGGGCCAUUCUUGGUAGCAUGUCCUGUAGUGUUGCACUGCUCCUGGACGACACCUUUUGUGGAGGCAGGAUAUUGAAUUGCUGAGGAAUGGAGUAGGUACAUGGAGGUAAAAACAGCUACAUAGAUGUAUCUGCCUCUUGCUUUUUCCCUCAUUUAAAGGCAUUGUAGAAUUUCUUCAUGGUUUUGUCUUUCUCUUUUCACCACAGGUUUUCCUUUUUCCUUUCAAAUGGAUUUUGUGUUCUGCAUGUGUUUGGUAGACCAGUGUAGCCACCCACUAACUUAAACACAAGGAAAUAAGAUAAUAGAUAAGGUAAAAUUAAGGCAAAUCAAGAGGGUUUGUAUUUCUGGGAAAUUUAAUGUUUUUGCAGCUUUUGCUUGGAAUUCAUUAUUCUGCUAUCUAUGAAGCUUGGUUAGGAGAAAGAGUGCUGUGGACAAACAGAUACCAAAUCACUGUCAGCUCAUUGUGUUUUGGCAGCAUCUCAUAAAUACAUGUCUCUUUCUCUAUGACCUUUCAGGAACACUUAAGAGGUGAAAUAAGGCUCAAGAGGGAAAUUGUUGUUUGUUUGGUUUUGUCUUUUUUUUUUUUUUUUUUUUCCUGGCAAAAUUAAACACUUUUCCAUAGUUUUGAAGGAAGAAAAAGCUAGAGCUGUAUGUAAAGAUUUGGGUUCCUAUACUGGAAGCCUAAAGCUCUUUCUGUAAUCACUGGAGAAAGAGAGAAAGCUCAAUAUGAAUGGCAGUUCAGAACACUGAAGGCUUAGAAGCAGUUAUGUGUGUGAUGUGCUCUGGAAGAUUUUACCUCUCUAUUCACUUUUUGGAAAGUAUAUGAUCCUCACUUAGACAUCUCAGUUAGGUGAGCUUAGAAAAGUAAUGAUCUGUUGAUCCCUAGUCUCAAAAACCUGCUUGUUAAGUCUGCAAGUGAGUACUAAGUUAAACCUUGGAGGUGCAUACAGGUUUCUGUACAUGUGCAAGUAGUUCCUAAGGCAGCAUCCAUCAUUUGUGGUGUUUGCAGUCCUCCCAGCCUAGUUUGGUCUCAUUUUCUUUAUACCAUUUGACUAUCCAGUGUGAAAUAGAAGUGUCAGAGUCUCUUCCUUGCAGAAUAACUUGCUGUUUUCAUGUUUCUGCAGUGUAGUGUACGCAUCUUAGUGACAGGGAAGGUUUUGAUCCUCUUUCUUCCCUUACAGAGUUCAUCAGUAUAGAACAGGAAUUGUUCUUUGAAUCUAAGGGUCUAAGAGUUGGCUUGGAUUUAGGGAGAACUCAAAAGGUGAAUAUUUUUGUUGUUUCACACUGCAUUUAAGAUGUUUGGUAUAUAAAACUUAGUGAAAACAAAUCUAUAGCAAAGUCCUCUCUUAGUUAAUAUAAAACAGUAACUAUCCUGUAGCUCGCCUAGAUUGUAUUAUGUGGUGAUCAGCACAUCUUGUGCUUAUUUCAAGAUGGAAUGUCAUCAAUUCCCUUGCUAAACUUUCCCUUUCCUAUUUCUAGCCUUCCCUUAGUUCAAAAUUCAUUUUGAAGUAGAUAAUCUUACCUGUACAGGGCAAUCUGGUUAGCAACCUAAAAGCCAGUUUUCCAGUGAUACACUGAAAUGGUUUGUUUCACCAGUGAGUUUUUUUUUAAUUUAAACUUCCUUCCUUUUUAAAGCUGAGCCUUCAAAGUAUAACAGUGAACUUCUGAAAGAGCAUAAAGGCCUUUUAAACUGUAACUCAUGAUAUGAGCCAUUUCCCUGCUCAAACUCACCUGUACUGUCUUAUUUACAUGCAUUUGCAACGUGUUAGUAUUUAGUAAGGCUAGAAGGGAGUGCAGUUCAGUCGCAGCUCUAUAUUUGUUUAUGGAUGUAAAUGCAAGUACAGACAGGUAUAAGCUAUGACAGAGGAAAGGCUCUGCCUGCUCUGGCUGGAGUCACCUGUGAAGCUGUGGUUAAGCGGCAGUAGCCUCAAACCCGUCGUGUCUCUCCCAUUGCUCUGAUCACGCAGACUGUUCUGUCCGGCGUGCACGUAUUGUACAUAGUGUAACGUUCUUGGUGGUGCUCAGUUUUCAUCCUGGAAUUAAUCCCUUGUUCUUCACCUCCAUUCCAGUGUUGCAGCAGUGUCUGUGAGAUGGAGAGCUGAUUGUUCGUGCUUUCUGGUGUUUGUUGCCCUGUCAAAUGGGAGCAGAAGUCCUGCCUUGCUUAUCUCUGCUCUCCUGGGGAGGGUCACUGUGCUCUUUGUAAAUAAGCUCCUCAUUUAUUUCACCUCAGUCAAGCUUUUUGGUUUUUUAAAUACUUUAUUUUUUAAUUUCCCCCCUGCAUCUCUUGACCUGUGUACAGCAUAUUGCUCUCUAAAAAGAUACGUGCUCUUCCAAUGUCCUGAAGCUUUGGAAGUCAGGAUUACAAGUGUGUAUCACCCUGCAAUGCAGUGAAAAUGCACUUGGUUCUUCCUGUGGGUUCAUGAGCCUUUAUUUUUUCUGUUGUUGCAUUCUGCAGAAUCUAUCUGCUGUAGUUGAAACUGUUGGGUUUUUUUUUCAGAUGAAUGCCAAUCUGACAGUUGUAAGAAUCCACUUCUGAUUUUGUGAUGGUUUUGUCAUAUCUAUAAUUUAAGAACCAGAAAUAAUAUAAGUAAAAAUAAGUUACCUCACUAUUGACCAGGUUUUUGUUGUUUUGCACUUAAAUGAGACUCUUUACUCCUUUUGUGUACUUCUUGACCUACCUGUAUUGAAAACAAUGCUAAAUUAGUAGAGAAUAUAACCAUGCUAUAACAUUGUCAUGCGAUACCUUUAUUAGUAGAUAAUCACACUAAAUAUACUAUAACAUAUUUAAAACAGAGAUGGGUUUGACUCUCCAGCUCUUAAGAAGUAGUGAUGAUAUGCAGAUAUACUCCUAGGUGUUCUGUCCUCUCCCUUUUGUAUUAGUAUUUGUUUUCACUAAUAUAUUUCAACAAUUCUAUUUCUAUGUGCACGUUAGAAAACUGUGACAAUAAAUACCAAUAAAUAUUGUGAUACUUCUUCAGUGCACUGUAAAGUUCCAGGUGAGAUGACACUUUGCUUGGGAAGUGCUGAAGGUUUCCCUCGCUUCUCAUAAAUGGUACUAAGCUUUAAUGUGGGAAAAUGGUAAUAUUUACAGUCACAUGAAGUUUUAAUGGUGAAUGUCUUCUUUUGCACUUCUAGGACUAAGAGAAGCAAUGGUUUGUUUUGCUCAGCAAAUGCAUAAUGAGAAUACUUUGAAAAAAAAAUAUUAUUUUCUUUUUUUUUCCCCCUCUCUUUUAAUGUUUUGUCCAUUGCAGUACCUAAGAAUAGCUGUUUUGGAGAGAAUUAUGCUUCAUUACUACUACAGGAUUCUUUAGUCUGAUAGAUCCUUAUUGAGCCUGCUUCAUCAUGGUAUUUAAUGACAAGACCUUUUUGGCUUCUGUUUCACAUUGCAAACCCUGUCUUUGGACUCAGUGAUACAGUCCAAGGCCCUCACAGGGGAUUGCUGUGGCUUCCUGUGCCAUUGGGCGAGGAGGCCUUUUUGCCUGAGACAAGGUUAGAGGUGUCAAGAAAAAAAAUGGAAGAUGUGUUGUGCAAUGUUUGAAGUGUAAAUGAUGAUAAAAAGUUGAAAAGAAAAAGAAUUAAAUUGGAAGUUCACAGUUAUCUACAGGAGUGGGUGGUCUCUGACAGGCUGCAGGGUGUGUGGUUUCUGGAGGAAAUGAUAAUUUUUGACUAAAGUGAUUUGAAUUCUAUUUACGAUUCUGAAAGUCACUGGGGAAAAAAAGGGAGUUUUCUUUUCUCUUUUUUUUCCUUUCUCUUUUUUUAAGCCAAAGUCUUUUUGUUGUCAUACAAGGUUUCACAGGAAAAUGGGCCAAAGAAUACAGCAAAAUAUGCAAAAGGUUAAUCCUAUGGAAAAGAGUAUCCUGUCAUCUUGAUAUGCACAAGCAUAUUGAUGGUAAUAGGAACAAUGUCUCUAAUAUUCCUGUAUAUUGCUCCGUAGGUUGCACUAUUUUGAAUGAUACAAGCCUGAUAUUUUAAUUACCAAAUACCAUAAGGAGCUGUUUAUUAAUAGUUUAAACUUGUUAACCUAAAUAUAUAUACAGUAUACCCAGGCGUGCAUGCAUACUUUCCAACCUAGUCAUGUGUGAGCAACCUCCCAGAGCCGUGGGACUCGACUCAGCAGGGCUUUAUUUCAAGUGAUUCUCUCCUGUCUUUUACAAACCUCUGAGAUCCACAAAGCCUCUAGCAGCUUUCAUUGUAGUGUGUGAUGCCUGUUACAGAAGAGGCUGAGGACAUGCUGGAAUCAGGGUUGCGUUGUGCUAGGACACAUUAAAACAUGUGAGAGAGUUCCUUUCAGAAGGAACUGGAAAUAACACCCAGUAUAAACGAAGCCAUAAGAAAAGGAUGGCUUCUCUAUUGUUCUGAACAGUUGUGCCCAGAGAGGGUCUGUUGGAGUAGUGACUGACUAUACAUUUCUGGGUUGGCUUAUGUGAUCUACAUCUGGUCAUUGGAUGUGUAAUUUAAGGUAGCUGAUGGAGGAGAGUUAAAGAACAAGAGAUCAGCUGGUGCAUGUGCCCAGGGCUGCCCACGUCUUCUCCCAUAUGGACUGGGCAGCUUUCAAAGUGAGAUUUGCACACAGGCAGUGUUUAGCAGUGGUAUUUAAGUCAGAAUCACUUCCCAAAGCACAGGCUUUUGAGCUUGCUGUUAUUGAUGGUAUUUGACUUUUAAAUUUUUUCCCCCUAAAUUUACAGGACUCUAAUCAAAACUCAGAACAAAAAAACACCAUAGAAUGAUUUGCCUGAACUAAUUACUGAGCUGCCUCUCCCCCCAUCCCACCUAAGGAAUAGGUAGAUAGUUAUUAAUUUUUUCACCUUAAACCAGAAACAAAGUUCUUUAGGGUCUACACUUCAUUGCAAGUGUGUCUUGGAGAAUUUUGUUCCAAGUGCUUCACCUACAAGAAGAAAAUCAUCGGUUAGUGGAGUUUUACCUGGCCUGAGUCUGGAUUCCAACCUUAGGCAAAGCACCUUUUGACUUAGGGAUGUAUGAGUGAGUGAGUCAUGGGGGAUCAGAUGCUUAGCGCAGUUCACACUCAAAACUAAAACCCAACCAAAUGAAACAAACCCAAACCUCACGUCACAAAGGUAUAGAAGUUGCGUUGUGUAAAAUGGUGCACAGCUAGGAAGGGAAGUAAUGCAACGUUUAGUAAGAAGUGUUUACAGCUUAUACUUGAUAUCAGCUAUAAUAGUUUGAACUAGUCUCAUUGAUGUCAUGACGUCCGUUUUGCACUGAUGAAGAACAGUCUGAUCUCUCUGUCUUCACAGCUCACACCCACGUGCACAUGCACAGUAUAUCUUGUGUCUUCCCUCUUGAAACCAGAAGGUACAAACAGAAUUCAUUAAUGUGUUAGGCAAACUCCUACCUGGUUCUUAACUAAGUAUCUGCUAUUUUUAUGCAAAAUUAGCAUCCCUACAUUUCAGGUUCUCUCAGAAGCACCUCACCUGUGAGUUAAUAAUGUUAAUUUUAAUUCAUCAGAUUCAAAUUUACACUAAACCUGAAGGGCAUUCUGUGCUUCCUUUCAUCCUGUUUAACAGUUUUUGCUGUUUUAGGUGAAACACUAAUAUUCUUGUGCUGCUAAACAAAAAACUACCACAAGUAUUUAAGAAGCUCAAAUUAGACUUUUAGAAACAUUUUACCUGUUUACUUGAAUAAUGUAAAUGUAAUAAUGUGUCAUCCUGAUUUGUCUUUGUAUACAUACAUGUAUAUAUAUAAGCGAUGGGUAAGCUUUAUAUAUAUGUAUAUGUAUAAAGAUUUUGGGGGAGAAUAAGGGGCAAGACAAAACUUCAACAUUGUGACAAAGAUUCUAAAACCAUUUAUUAACAGUUUCAAGCAUUGUGUUGUUAUCUUGAGUUUGAUUAAGCAGUUAUCUUCAGCUGAACUCUGAACUCUGUAACUAAGAACUGGCAUUGAAUCUUCGACUGCUGUCCUAAGGCAAAUUUAAUUCUGUGUAUGUCUUGAGAAAAUAAGAAUUCACAAUAUUAAAUUAGAAUUUUGGUCAGAAAGGAAAUUAGUUAUUAGUCCAGUUGGAAAAAGAUUCUUAUUCUGAUGGGGGGGGGGGGGGGGAACUCCAGGUGUACUAAUUUGUACUGGUGACAUGGAGCACUAAUCUGGGGUGCAGUAGAGGAAAUCUGCAUUCCCAAAAUGAAGUUUUACCAGAAAUCUUGGAACCAUUUGAUUAUGUACACAGUAAAUUAAAAAUCCUGUCACUUCUGUUAUUUACUAGUACUACUCAUUGUAACAGUCCCAAGAGGGUAGUGCUUCAAACCAAAGGGUAAGCCAUAAAUUUCCAAUUGCUUGCAAAGUAUACUAGAGUUUGGAAGACCUCUUACCGCCUGGGGAAAUAAAUCAGGAUGCUAGAGUAGAAAGAAAAGAACAUUGGUGAAAUGGGACCAAGCAUAAAAUAAUUAUUUUUGAAGAGGACCCAAAGUUUAAUUUUAGAACUCAUUAUCAAUGAGUUUUUUAAAAGCAAGGGUUUGGGGAAAAAAAAGAGAAUAAUCAAAAUCUAAAUUUGACAUUCCAGUUGUUGCCUAGUUUAUGAGAUACGUUUAGCAAACUGAAGUGAAUUUUAACACACAAACUUGUCUGUGCACAAAACAGUUUUAACUGUUGUGUUACAGAGAUAGGCGUACACCUGGCUACCCCUGCACACAUCUGUCCCUGCUCUUUGAAAUCCUGGUGGUAGUUGGAUCUACCCAACAGCACAGAGUGCAGCUUGGAGGAGCUGGGAGUCUCCUGCAUUAUGCAGACCCGGUCUCACAGCAGGUCACCCCCAACCAUACUUUAACCCAGUGCAUGACUGAGUGCUAAAUACUGUAUAAAUAUUUUGAAACAUAUCUAAAAAAAAUAAUUAAAAUGUUUGCUUCAAACUUUUUAUGAUAGAGAACUCUAUGAUUAUUAUGGUUGUCUUACAGAUUGUAUUGUGUUCUUCCUUUUUGUUAAAUAUGUAGAAAAAAAACCAACAACCAUUAAGGGAAUGGGGUGGGGGAGGGACUCGAAUGUCUGUGUGUACCGAAAUGUAUAUAGCUAUUUGGGAAUACACACGUGCCAAGUAUGACAUGAUGUACAAACUGUAAAUAGAUGAAAACCUCAUUUUUCUAAUAAAGAUAAUUUCUGCCAGUUGAUAUGAAAAUGAACAAUGGCAUUAUUCUUGUCUGCUUUCCUUGUUAAAUGGACCAGUUGAAGCAUCAUCGAUGAAUAAGGCUUGUCCUUGGUUUUCCUUCAGGAGCUUCUGUCUUUUGAAAGGUGUUAACAGCUACAAGCUUAGAGCCAUCCUUUGCUGUUGGAAAUUAUCUAAAGGUGAAGAUGCCUGGAGUUAAACCUGACAUUAUAUAUGCUUGAUGUUUCUAGUUUAGUUUAAUUUAUCAAAAUGAUGGAGACAACUAAUGUAUGAAAAAGUCAGUGUGAGAAGUCUAUAUUGUAUGAUGGUCCCCCAGCAAAAGGAGCAGUAGAAGCUGAGUUAAAGAUGUCCUUUUAGCCUGUGGCACUGUUCCUUUGUAUUCUGAAACACAUCAGAUGCUCAAGGUGUGAUGGGGCUGCAUGAGGAGUUUCAACCCUGAGAAAAACUGGGAUUGUGAAGUGGUCUUGGUGUGGCAGAACCCUUGGAGGUUAACCAGGUGAGGAUGAGGGAGGGCAAACUAAGGGGUGAGAAAAUGUUAGUGAUGUCUCACAUCUGGGAUUUUGAUGCCAGCAAGAUUGUUUCAUGUUUUGAUUAACUAAGACAAAUCAAAAUAGUGAUUUUAGUGUAGCAGAUAAAAUCUUCUAAGAUCUGACCAUUUACAUAUCCAGGGGAACGAAAGCAGCAAGAUUCACAUGGUACUCCUACCAGGUUCUGUAGGAUCCCAUUUUCCAGGACACCUCUGGGAUAUAUCAGCCAAUGAAAGUCUUCACAAAAUGAGCAUAAACAAACUCUUGGUAAUUAGAAUAAUGUUCUUCAAAGCAGGGAGAUGGAAGUCAUGGUGCAAAUCCAAGUCAUCAUUUUGGUAAAUGUACUUCAUCAUCAUUAUAAAAAUAACAAGAAAAGAGGUGAAAGUUUGCUUACAGAUGGCUCAGAGCAGACUCGCCUAUUGAUUCCCAAGACAAAGAUGAGUGCACAGGUACAACGCAAGAGACAUCAAACUGCUAAUCUGUUUUUAAUGAGGUGUUUCAUGAGCAAAGGCUAUUGGCACUCUGUCCUCUGCUAGAAAGCUCUUUCAAAGGGACCCCACUCUAUCUAGACACCCCCAUUUCAUUGAAUAAACCCCAGGUUAUUGGA
Molecule: messenger RNA, 17204 nt
Organism: Pogoniulus pusillus (Red-fronted tinkerbird)
Lineage: Eukaryota; Metazoa; Chordata; Aves; Piciformes; Lybiidae
Gene: GRIN2A
Product: glutamate ionotropic receptor NMDA type subunit 2A
Exons: 14
Coding region: 973-5358 (1461 amino acids)
Biological process (GO): long-term synaptic potentiation; monoatomic ion transport; excitatory postsynaptic potential
Cellular component (GO): NMDA selective glutamate receptor complex; plasma membrane
Molecular function (GO): NMDA glutamate receptor activity
Source: RefSeq, a predicted model, not a curated record